AUGGGUUCAAUUCCUCGUUCUCUUCUUGGUUUGGUUUUGGUAGUUUUGCUUGUUGAUUGUUUCGUUGUUGCUGAUGUUAAGGUGGUUGGGAACGAUGAGAAGUUCUUGCAUAAGCCUUUUUUUGGAAAAGGUGUCGAGAGAGGUCUGGGGCAUGGAAUUUAUGGAAAAGAAUUUGGUGGAGGAGAUGGUUUUGGCGAGGGUGGCGGUGGUGAUGGUCUAGGAGGUCUUGGUGGUUCCAGACGUGGAGGCUUAGAUGGAGGUGAUGGUGGUGCUGGUGUCGGGAUAGGCAUUGGAGGCAGGGUAGGAGUAGGUGUUGGCAUUGGUGGUAGUGGUGGUGGUGCUGGAGGUGGUGGCGGUAUCGGCUUCGGUGGCAGUACGGGUGCCGGGGGCGGCGAUGGUGGUGGCAACUAA
Messenger RNA from Sesamum indicum (sesame), 411 nucleotides. RefSeq lists its product as uncharacterized. The record is from RefSeq and is a predicted model, not a curated record. NCBI's taxonomy places the organism in Eukaryota, Viridiplantae, Streptophyta, Magnoliopsida, Lamiales, Pedaliaceae.